GCGAGUGGGCGCGCGCGCGGUUUCGGUCGCUGGCGAGGCGCGCGCACGGCAGCAGGCUGGGAGGACGGCUGAGCGAGGUGGUGGGUCCCGUGGUGGAGGAGGCCGUCGAGCCCGGGGAUGCGAGCCCGCUGACGGGGCCCUCCCGGGAGGCGGCCGCCGCCGCGCCGACGGCCAGGCCGCAGCCGGCGCCGCCGAGGAUCGCCGCGAGCCACAGCCCGCCGCGGCCGCCCGCCGCCGAGCAGGACAGGCCGCGGCCUAGCCAGCCGCCGCAGCGCCGCCACUCCACCCCGCAGCAGGACAGCAGCAUGGGCACCGUGCUGUCGUUGACCCCGCGCGAGCGCAGCGCCAGCGUGCUGCCGCCCAGCCCCCCGCAGCAGCCCCAGGCCCAGCUCGGCCUCAGCAACUACAGCUACGAGCAGCUGAACAACGCCAAAAACCGCGAGAACAAGAGCGCGGCCGCGCAGCUCGGCGCCGGCCCGCAGAACCAGAACCAGCCGCCCAACGCCCAGAACAACAACCUGCUGCAGAACAACAUCAACCUGUCGCAGAACAACAAUGACAGCGCGCGCAUCAUCUCGGAGAAGAGCGCGCUGGAGAAGAACCUCAAGAAGAACUCGCUCAUAAUCGGCGCGCUCUCCUGGAAGCGCUUCAGCACCGUCAACAACAACAAGAAGAAACUCGACAACGCCAAGAACAAGAACAUCAAGUUCCGCCAGCCCCUCGACAACAUACCCGUGACCGACAAGAACAAGAACAUCCAGACGCCGCAGGUAUCGAUGAUCGGUCCGCCGAUGAACACCUCCUUUUAUUCGUACCAGCAGAGCAAGCCGCCCGUCUCCAACAACAACCACCACCACCACCACCACCACCACAACCACCAGCACAGCCAGCACAGUGCGCAGUGCGAGAAGCUCGCGCAGAAGCCGCAGCCGCCGGCCUCCAGGAAGACCGUCAUCCAAGCCUCCACCUCGGAAUUGCUCAAGUGCCUCGGCGUUUACCUGCACGCCAAGUGCGUCAAGCUCAGGGACUUCCAGGCCGGCGACGCAGUCAUGUGGCUCAGGACGGUCGACCGAAGCCUCCUCCUCCAGGGCUGGCAGGACGUAGCGUUUAUCAACCCAGCGAACGUGGUGUUUGUGUACAUGCUGGUACGCGAACUGGUGGACGGCAAGGAGGCGUCGGAGCGUGAGCUGCAAGCGACAGUGCUGACCUGCCUGUACCUGUCGUACAGCUACAUGGGCAACGAGAUCAGCUACCCGCUGAAGCCCUUCCUCGUGGAGGACAGCAAGGACAAAUUCUGGGACAGGUGCUUGCUGAUCGUCAACCGACUGAGCUCCAAGAUGCUGCGCAUCAACAGCGAGCCCGGUUACUUCACCGAGAUCUUCUCCGAACUAAAGGCCUACGGAGCAACGGAAAGGAGUAAUCUACCUGUAAACGGCCUCGAGCGUAACCUCGUUGUCUCCGGAGUCGCAGUACCAACCAAGGCAGCUUGACGGAGCUACACCCACCUGCUGGUGCGCAUCGCCAGGCAGCGCUGCGACGUCACGACCCUCUGACGAUGGCCGCCCGACACAGCAGCAGCAGCAGCAGCAGCAGCAGCAGACCCCCCCGCCGGUGGAGCAGCAGCAGC
This is a messenger RNA of Phymastichus coffea, 1627 nucleotides long. It is a transcript of the gene Cdk5alpha, whose product is annotated as cyclin-dependent kinase 5 activator 1. The record is from RefSeq and is a predicted model, not a curated record. Gene Ontology annotation, cellular component: protein kinase 5 complex; cytoplasm. Gene Ontology annotation, molecular function: cyclin-dependent protein serine/threonine kinase activator activity; protein kinase binding. The transcript is spliced from 4 exons. Gene Ontology annotation, biological process: positive regulation of cyclin-dependent protein serine/threonine kinase activity; activation of protein kinase activity. NCBI's taxonomy places the organism in Eukaryota, Metazoa, Arthropoda, Insecta, Hymenoptera, Eulophidae. The coding region runs from base 306 to 1490 and encodes 394 amino acids.